This is a messenger RNA of Penicillium malachiteum, 1005 nucleotides long. Its product is annotated as NAD(P)-binding protein. The transcript has 2 exons. Bases 1 to 1005 code for a protein of 334 amino acids. Gene Ontology annotation, molecular function: oxidoreductase activity, acting on the CH-OH group of donors, NAD or NADP as acceptor. The record is from RefSeq and is a predicted model, not a curated record. NCBI's taxonomy places the organism in Eukaryota, Fungi, Ascomycota, Eurotiomycetes, Eurotiales, Aspergillaceae.
AUGUCAACACCUCUUGUGUUUAUUACUGGUGCUACCGGUUUUAUCGGUGCCCAAGUGGUGGCCACCACGCUUCAAGCUGGCUACCGGGUGCGAUUGAGCAUUCGGAAGGCCGAGCAAGAGGCAAUUAUCCGAGCCCGAUAUGCCGGGUACAAUGGACAUGAAGGAAUCGAAUUUGCCGUCAUUCCCGAUCUGUCAAAGCAAGAGUCAUUCAGCAGCGCGCUCGUUGGCGUCGACUAUGUAUUCCACCUGGCGUCUCCAACUCCCGACAGUGGAGACAUCCAAAGUGACUACAUCGACCCGGCUGUUGAGGGAACUCUCUCUAUUUUGCGCGCUGCACAAGCAUUUGAGCAGAUCAAGAAAAUCGUUGUUGUUUCCUCUCUGCUAUCAUUGGGUCCUGUGGACACCAUUUUCCAGCAUGAAGUUUCACUGCGAGACAACACAGGAGAAACUAUCCCGGUCGACGUUUCUAUGGCCUUGCCAGAGGGCUUCGCUGGUGAAAUACUGAAAUAUUCUGCAUCCAAGAUCAAGGCUCACGAAGCGACCCGAGAUUUCAUUAAGAAUAACGCCAUCUCCUACAAGCUUAUCACUUUUCAUCCAACUUUCGUCCUUGGUGAUAGCUUGCUUCGGAAGGGGCCCAAGGAUAUCAGCGGAAUCAAUGCCUUAUUCUGGAAGGGUCUGUUCGAAGAAAAGCCCACGAUCCACCAUUCGUGGGUGCAUGUCCGCGAUGUGGCUGAUGCACACGUGAGGGUACUGGAAACAGAGAUCGAGACCGGGAAAGAGGUUAUUCUGGCUCGUCCUGUAGACUGGGAAGAUGUGGUAUCCCAUAUAAAUGAGAAGUACCCCGAGCUGGGUUGCAAGAUGAAGGGCCCGUUCGAGGACAAUUGGAAGGUUGACACUACCACAGCGGAAGAAAUUCUUGGCAUGAAGUGGCGCUCUGGACAUUCUAUUAUUGAUGAUCUUAUCCAGCAGCAAUUGGCUCUGCAAGCCAAGGCAGGAUCUAGUUGA